Molecule: messenger RNA, 1203 nt
Organism: Canis lupus familiaris (dog)
Lineage: Eukaryota; Metazoa; Chordata; Mammalia; Carnivora; Canidae
Product: protein enabled homolog
Exons: 2
Coding region: 1-582 (193 amino acids)
Source: RefSeq, a predicted model, not a curated record
AUGGCUGGCGGUGCCCCCCGCUCCACCGGCGCGGCCAAGGCGGUCUGGCGGGGCCAAGGUGCGGUGGCUGCGCGGCCCCCGCCGGGACUCGCGGCUCGGGGAUGCUGCGCCGUCAGCGCCGCCGCCGCCGCCGCCGCCGCUGCAACUCCGGCCGAGCUGCCGGCUGCCGCUCUCGCCGCCUCAGCUCCUCCUCCUCCCCCUCCUCUUCCUCCCGGCCCCGCCGUGGCCGCCGCUGGCGCUCCUCCUCCUCCUCCGGCCGCGGCCGCCGCUUCGCUGCUCCCAAGCCUGUCAUUACGCAGAACAGGGCUGAAGAUAGUGGAGUACGGGAAAGAACCUCCCGGACAGCCUCGGAGACAAGCUUAUACCUACCGGACCUCGUCCGUACCAGCACCGAAAGCACAUACGAUGUCACUAGGCAGGACAAAAAGCCAAAGCCAUAUACGUGACAAGCUGUCUGUGCAGUCUAUUUCAUUUGAAAAUGUGGACAUUUCAGGCACCAUGCUGCUGCUGCUCCUGCUGCUGCUUCUUUUUUUUUUUCCUUUACAGCUGUCUCUGACAAAGUGCAAGAUACUUGAAAGAUAAACCCGACUCAGAGAAGUUGGCUUAUAAAUGUAUGAUUCCCAUAUUUUGACCCAUCUUUUCAAACAAGACUUGUGCAUUAUUUGUUCUUUAAUCGUCUAUAAACUGACGUGGUUGGGGAAAAAAAUACAUUUCGGGCCCACACAUAGUAGAAGAAUAGGCGUAUCCAUCACUCUUUCUCUGGAAAAGGUGGGGCACGGAGUUGAACGACUUGGGCUUUGUGAGACUGCUAAGCCACCGGAGGCCUAGCCAGGGUCUCAGACCUGUUGAUUUUUAUAUUCAAACGCCGACUUCAGCACUAUGCAGAUGCUUCUCAGAAAUGCUGAAACUUAAAAGCCUAAGUUCUGUCCAACCCUUUGUUCUUCUAGUACACUAAUGUUCAAAAGACGUCUAGUGAUAAUAAAUUAGAGAAAAUGUAUUCACUCAAUAGACAAUAAAUAUGGCCUACUAGUGCCGGAUGUCCCUGGAGAUAAGAUGAUCGCCAAAAGCUUACAUUACUGGUAUCUUCAGAAACUAUCAUGGACGUGUUCCUAUCUUGAUUAUGGUGACAGCUUCACAGGUGUAUACAUAUUGUGAAAUGUAAUGUAUAUUUUACCUCAAUAAAGCUAUAAAAAAAUCAUCCAA